Messenger RNA from Lichtheimia ornata, 432 nucleotides. RefSeq lists its product as uncharacterized. The transcript has a single exon. The record is from RefSeq and is a predicted model, not a curated record. Bases 1 to 432 code for a protein of 143 amino acids. NCBI's taxonomy places the organism in Eukaryota, Fungi, Mucoromycota, Mucoromycetes, Mucorales, Lichtheimiaceae.
AUGCCUUUUCGCUGCAAGUGUGGUAAGACUUUUGAAAAGGCAGACACCUUUGCAACGCACACUUCAGGAUGUGCCCUCUUUCAUCACCGUCGUAUGUCUGAAUCCAGUGCACUUUUACUCAACCGAGGGAUGCAAUCAACCACUUCUCCUAUCAGUAUACCUGAAUCACAACAGCAACAACAACCAUCAUCAUCAUCGUCACCACCCUCACAGCAUCCAUUGGCAACAUCAACUCCCAACUCGGCUGGCCCGAUAUCAUCGGAACAGAACAAUCGGGCGAGUUUUUCAUCAGUAGGGAGCGGAUACUUUAUGCCAACAGGGCUUUCUCUUCAUUAUGCAUUUGAGGAUGCUGUUCGAAAGCGAUCCAUGUCAUAUGGUGACACCAACCACACCACCACCACAGGCGAUGGGCCAUCGUCUCCCGUGGAAUGA